GUGAAAGAGGCAGAGGCCAAGUUCAAGGCAGGGGCCGUGGUUGGGGCCAAGGACUAGGUGGCACGUUUGUUGGCAGGGGAGUUAGGAUGCUCCGUCAAGGGCCUCUCAGAAUUAACCAAUCUUCUCCAUUUAAGAUUGCUAAGGCAAGCACAAAACUAUUGCUGUUUUUUGCACAUAUUCAAGGCGGUACAUAAUAUAAGAAAUUCAAAACAUUGAGGGAUGAUAUCUAAGCUCUUUUAUGCCCGGGCUGGUGUAGGAGAUGUUGAGUUUUCAUGCAUAUCAAUUGUUUUGGAUAUUAAAUGGGGGAUCUGAAAGGGGAGUUCUUUCUAAACGUGGAAUUUCUCAUUUCCUUCAUUCUAAUGCUGUUGUUGGUUGGAGUAACUGAGGGGCGAGCACGCUCAUUUCUCAGAGGCGAAGCUGUCAACCAUUGCCUGAAGGAUGUUUGAUUGGUGGAAUGCUCUUCCUCCAUUUUCUAUCUUCAUUCAGCAGAACAAAGGGUCUACUAUGGAGACAUGAUCUAUUUGAGGAUAGUAUUGUUGCUGCUGGUCUUGCAGGAUCCGAAGGUGGAACAAAAUUAUACAUAUCCAACUUGGAUUAUGGUGUGUCCAAUGAAGAUAUAAAGGAAUUAUUUUCCAAGGUUGGUGAUCUAAAGCGUUCUGCAACUCAUUUUGACAGAAAUGGCCGCCCAAGUGGAUCCGCAGAGGUGGUCUAUGCAAGGAGAAGUGAUGCAAUAGCCGCUGUAAAACGGUAUAACAAUGUUCAGCUUGAUGGUAAACCUAUGAAGAUUGAAAUUAUAGGCAACAACUUGGGCCUUCCGAUUGCACCUAGAGUUAAUGUAGUUGGAGGUGCAAAUGGCCGAGGGAAAAGGACAGUUGUUAUGACCCCAGAAUUUGGUCAAGGCACUGGGUCCUUCAAGCAACUGUUAGGGUGGAAUCGUGCGAGAGGUCGGGGCCGAGGCCAUAGCCUGGGACAGACCAUAGACGCUGGCAUUGCUCGUGGGCGCAACUUACGUGGCCGCGGCCGUGGACUUGGACGCGGUGGCACCCGCGGUCGUGGGCGAGGGCGUGGUGGCAAGCAACUAGUUAGGAAAACUGCGGAAGAUUUGGACAAGGAGCUGGAAACUUAUCAUGCAGGAGCUAUGGAUACAUCGUGAAUGUGCUAGCUGGCUAACCUCUCGGGAUCUGUCCAUGAUCAUCUGCUAAUUUUUCAUGGUUGUAAAAGCAAAAAAGAAGCUGCAGUAGAAUAUGGAUUAAGCCUUGACGUUCGUAUGCCUGGUGUAUAUUUCUGUUUUUCUUUAUAUGUUUCGGAUACCUUAUACCCUUAAUAGUGAAAAAGAAAAACGAACGCCUACGACCUUCUAGUUACUGUAGUUUUGUUUAAGGGUGUGGUAUAAUAUAUCAUCUAUGACUGUUAGCUGA
This is a messenger RNA of Dendrobium catenatum, 1418 nucleotides long. RefSeq names its product THO complex subunit 4C. The transcript is spliced from 6 exons. Gene Ontology annotation, molecular function: mRNA binding. The coding region runs from base 455 to 1153 and encodes 232 amino acids. NCBI's taxonomy places the organism in Eukaryota, Viridiplantae, Streptophyta, Magnoliopsida, Asparagales, Orchidaceae. Gene Ontology annotation, biological process: mRNA export from nucleus. Gene Ontology annotation, cellular component: nucleus. The record is from RefSeq and is a predicted model, not a curated record.